AUGAGACUCAUGCACAACUAUCUGACAGAGGUCGCUCCUUGGUUCGAUGCUCAUACCGGCCAACAGUUCUAUUCUCGGACGGAGGUGCCACGCAUGCUGCAGUGUCCUCCUUGGCGGGCAGCGGCAUUGGCAAUCUCUGCCAAAAACAUAGAGCUACGGGAGAAACGCUCAAUUAUGCCGGACUUGGAGUCUCUGCCAUUGCACCUCUACCAGCUUGCUGUUAGACUUGCCAUCGAUGCUAUGUCUGGCCGUUUCGAAACUGUCGGAGCUCUGGCCGGUUGUGUGCUACUCUGUGUCUACGAAAUGAUGACAGUGACAUACACGGAUUGGAGGAGGCAUGUGCAGGGUUGCACAAGCAUUUACACGCACAACAGCUGGAAUGGCUCAAGCGGCGGACUGAUUAGCGGAAGUUUCUGGGACUACGCUAGAAUUGGUACAGUAUGCUAGCAUCGUGGUUGCCAUUAAGCUAAUUCAUAGCUUCAGAUAUCUGGGCCGCCUUCUCUGCCGGAACUCGAACUAUGAUGGCAACAGAGAACUGGUUCGACGACCCGAUGUCGAUAAUGCAACAGACAAACAUGGAUGAAGACCUUCAUUCGCAGGUGGCAAUCUGGCUUACAGCUAGAGUCGUUAAUAUUGUGUCUACGGAGACACCCCCUGUCUUAGAUGAAGAAUUGUUUCAACUGCGGUCAGCCAUGGAAAGUUGGCCUCAACUAGGAGGCUCGUCAACUAGACCAGUGCUUUCUCGAGAGGCCGAUGGCAUGGCAGACUAUCCCUUUCCGCGAAUCCUGUUCUCUACACACAGUUCAAGUAAGUCAAAUCAUCUGAGCGCUUCUUGACAAAGACUAACUGGUAAGUCAUUGGACAUACCAUGUGGAACAGCGCAAUGGUUUUGUUGUUCGAGUAUGAGGCAGCACGUCGCCACCAAGAAGCACCUGCGCUUCAAGAAGAAGCGUACCGUCACGCUCUAGACGCUGCUGGAAUCAUUGAAACCAAUAAUCACACGUGAGUAUCAGGCCCAGGUCGACCGAGCCGAACCGUCGCUCAUGAUUGCCAGCGCAUGUUUGGUCAACUCUUUGCAGCCAGCAUUUAUCUGCGGGAGACAAAUGCGGACCAAAGGCGAGAAGUUCGCGAUCCUGGAGCUGCUCGCUCAAAUCGAAAGGAAGACAGGCUGGAGGUGCGGGUGGCGAUCAGAUGGUCUCCGGGAGUUCUGGAACCUAUGCUAA
Messenger RNA from Lecanosticta acicola, 1223 nucleotides. The record is from the annotation of a GenBank genome assembly. NCBI's taxonomy places the organism in Eukaryota, Fungi, Ascomycota, Dothideomycetes, Mycosphaerellales, Mycosphaerellaceae.